Lasiodiplodia theobromae is the source of this 2961-nucleotide messenger RNA. RefSeq names its product Scy1 protein kinase. NCBI's taxonomy places the organism in Eukaryota, Fungi, Ascomycota, Dothideomycetes, Botryosphaeriales, Botryosphaeriaceae. Gene Ontology annotation, biological process: protein phosphorylation. Gene Ontology annotation, molecular function: protein kinase activity; ATP binding. The transcript is spliced from 4 exons. Bases 1 to 2961 code for a protein of 986 amino acids. The record is from RefSeq and is a predicted model, not a curated record.
AUGGCUGCGCAGUUCUUCUCGUCGGCCGUGAAGUCCUUCACCUCGAACAUCGGCUCCAAUUACUCCAUCAGCUCCACGCCCUCGUCGACCUCCGGGCCAUGGAAAAUCUACGACGCGAAGAAGAAGUCGACGGGCAAGGCUGCGUCGGUGUUUGUCUUCGAGAAAAAGUCGCUAGAGCCGCAAGGGGGAGGCUUUGCACCGCGGUCAACAAGUGGGACAGUCAAGAGAGCGCACGAGGAGGUGGUGGAGCGCUUGAAGAAAGAAGCCAGCUCGCUCGCGAGAUUACGGCACCCCAGCAUCUUGGAGCUGGCAGAGCCGGUGGAAGAGACGCGCAGCGGAGGCUUGAUGUUUGCGACAGAGCCCGUGUCCGCAUCGCUAGCGGGUCUGCUACAAGAGAAGGAUGAGCAGGAGCGCGGCGGCGGCCCUGGCGGUCGCAGCAGUCGCUACGUGGUCGAAGAGGACGGCACCAGACGGCGGCGGGAACUGGAAAUCGACGAGUUGGAAAUCCAGAAGGGUCUACUGCAGGUUGCCAAAGGCCUUGAUUUCCUGCACGAGAGCGCUGGCCUCGUCCAUGGAAACUUGACGCCCGAGGCCAUUUUCGUCAAUGCCAAAUCUGACUGGAAAAUAUCCGGCCUGGGCUUCUGCAGCCCACCCGACAACUCUACCAAGCCCACCUCUGUUACCCCCAUCUCCUUGUCUGAGGUGCUCAACCACGACCCACGUUUGCCGCGUUCCGUGCAGUUGAACAUCGACUACGCUUCUCCUGACUUCAUAAUGGACACGAACCUCAACACAUUGGCCGACAUGUUCUCGCUAGGUCUUCUCGUCAUUGCUCUCUUCAACUCGCCGCACCGCAGUCCUUUGGAGACAAAUCAGAGUCCAUCUACCUACAAACGGCUGUUCGCAUCAUCGUCGUCAAUACCGACGCAGAACAACGGUUUCUUAUGCAAAGGAAAACUGCCCCGCGACAUUGCACAUGGCCUGCUACCCAGGCUCAUUACCAGACGACCGGCGCAAAGGCUCAAUGCUCGCGAGUUUCAAGAGGCUCAGUAUUUUGACAACAUCCUCGUCUCGACCAUUCGCUUCCUUGAUAGCUUACCAGCCAAGACCCCGGCUGAGAAGUCGCAAUUUAUGCGUGGUUUGCCACGCGUGUUGAACCAGUUCCCCAAGAGCGUACUGGAGAAGAAAGUGCUUCCUGCACUGCUGGAAGAGAUGAAAGAUAGGGAGCUGUUAUCCAUCGUGCUUCAGAAUAUCUUCAAGAUCUUAACCAUGGUACCUUCGGGGAAACGAGCGUUUUGCGACAAAGUACUCCCCCGUCUAAGAGAGGUGUUCCUCGGCAGUGGUACCAGUGCAAAACCACCGCAGGCGGAUCGGGAUAGUGCAAAGGAGGCUGGCCUCAUGAUCAUCUUGGAGAACAUGAAACUCAUGUCUGAGAACUGUACAGGCAAAGAGUUCAAAGACGACGUUCUCCCGCUCAUUGUUCUCGCCUUGCAAUCACCAACACACUCUUUAGUGGAUGCUGCUUUAAGAACAUUACCUGUCAUCAUCUACGUCCUUGACUUUUCCACAAUCAAGAACGAAUUCUUUCCCAUCGUCGCCAAUGUCUUUGCCAAGACUACCAGUAUGGGCAUCAAGAUUCGUGGGCUUCAGGCUUUCCGAACUCUCUGCGGGGGCGGGAUUGCAGAAGACGCAGGGGACGGCUUGGACGGCUUCGGCGCAGACAGACCGAAGCAAAAACAGAACGCGGCUGUCCUGGAUAAGUACACAAUUCAGGAGAAGGUUGUGCCACUGCUGAAGGCAAUCAAAACGAAAGAGCCGGCUGUGAUGAUGGCAUCUCUUGAUGUUUUCCAGGAAGUCGGCAAGAUUGCGGACUCCGACUUCCUCGCCAUGGAGGUCCUCCCGAUCCUCUGGAACUUCAGCUUAGGGCCCCUCCUCAACCUUCAACAAUUCCAGGCCUUCAUGGCCCUCAUUAAACAAUCAUCGACCCGCAUCGAACAGGAACAGACCCGAAAGCUUCAAGAGCUUUCCACGGGCAAUACCGCCUCUGCCGCCCGCGCGGACGACUUCAUGUCGUUCGGCGGCAUCUCGCCUGCCAACGGAACCAGUGCCAACGGCGACGAGGCCGACUUCGAAAGCCUCGUCACCGGGCGCCCUACCAAUAGCUUUUCAGCAGGCGACUCCUUCGACGCCGGCUGGGCCACUUCAUCCACCGCGACCUCUCCACCCGUAUCGGCGGGCCUGCAGCCGCCAGCCACGCGCCCGAACAACCCGCGCACACAGUCCGUCCAGUCGUCAUCGUCUGCGGCGCCGACCUUUAAUUGGAGCACACCACCCCCUCCCCAGCAGACUUCCACGCCUCCGCCCCGCAUGGGCAUGGGUAUGGGCGCGCAAACCCUGCAACCAUCACAGAGCACUUAUCGCUCGGCUACCCCGGAUCACAGCAGCAGCUCACUCGGCGGCUUCGCAGCGCUCAAGCCGCAAUCAACAGGUGGCACGGGCACGAUAAAUGGCUGGGGCUCGUCGUCAAUGACGUCGAAUUCUUCGGCAUUCUCGCUACCGCUGCAGCCCUCGCGGCCACAACAACAGCAGCAGACCCCCAGCGGUGGACUCAUGAACAUGGGUAUCUUAAGCUCCCAGCAGCAGCAUCAGUCGAGCUUGAAUUUGACCACAGUGGAUUGGGGCGCGGCGGCUAGACAGCAGCAGAUGGGCACUCCUGCUACGGGGCUGAAUAGGUUCGCGCAGCAGAGCACAAGUGGUAGCAGUCCAUACUCUGGGUUUGGCAUCGCCCCGCCACCCGCAAGGCAGGCCAGUUUGGGAUCUUUCGGUGGUGCUGGUGCAGGGAUGGCACAGCCGCAGCAGCAGCAGCAGCAACAACAACAACAACAACAACAACAACAACAACAACAACAACAACAACAAGGACAGAGGAAGGGGUUGGAUCAGUAUGAGAGUUUGUUAUAG